Molecule: messenger RNA, 927 nt
Organism: Phaeoacremonium minimum UCRPA7
Lineage: Eukaryota; Fungi; Ascomycota; Sordariomycetes; Togniniales; Togniniaceae
Product: putative alpha beta hydrolase protein
Exons: 1
Coding region: 1-927 (308 amino acids)
Source: RefSeq, a predicted model, not a curated record
AUGACAGACACGAAGACGAUUGCACUUGCUGAUGGCCGGACCAUUGUGUAUGCCAUCUACGGUGCCUCAACCUCAAGCGCAGCCGACGGCACCGGCAUACCGACGGUCUUUUACCUGCACGGCUUUCCGGGCUCCCAUCACGAGGCCGUCAUCUUUUCGGAGGCGGCGCAGCAGCACGGCCUCCGCAUCGUAGCGCCAUCGCGGCCCGGCAUGGGGGGCUCAAGCUUCCAAGCAAACCGCACACUGCUCUCCUACGCCGACGACAUCACCUCGCUCGCCGACCAUCUACGGAUCUCCCGGUUUGCCCUGCUAGGCGUCUCGGGGGGCGCGCCGUACGUCCUGGCGUGCUGGAAGCGCAUCCCGCGAGCGCGCCUAGUCGGAGCAGGCAUUAUGUCGGGCCUCUAUCCUCCGGCGCUGGGGCUAAGCGGGAUGCUGUUUGGUUCGAGGAUGCUGCUCUGGGUGGCGCCCUGGCUAACGGGUCUGAUUGCAUACGGCCUGGACAGCCAGCUUGGGGCGGCGGCAAGGGACGACGACCGCCCGGGGAGGUUUGAGGCGAUGCUCGCCGAGUCGUUCAAGUCGCGGCCAGCCGUGGAUCAGGCUGCAUGGAAUGCUGACCUUGGAGGGCUGAGAGGCGCAAUGACCAAGAGCACCCGUGAAGCGGUCAGGGCCGGUGGACAGGGACCUGCAUGGGAAGCGAGGCUAUUUGGAAGUGACUGGGGCUUCGGCCUCGAUGACCUGGAGGUAGAGAAGGGCACGCUGGUGAUGUGGCAUGGCAGCGCCGAUGUCAAUGUGCCGGUGGCCAUGGCAGUCAAGGCGGCGGCCCUGGUGCCCACUGCGGACCUUCACAUUGAGGAGGGAGAGGGCCACUGCAGCAUCGUCGCAAAGAAUUCAGGCGAGGCGAUGGCGUGUCUGAGAGGCAUGCUUUGA